CGGGUGUCCUGGACGGCGGCAGGAAGCCUUUCGGGGCGCCCGGGCCGUGCCGUGCCGUGCCGCCGCGGGUGCUGCUCGCUCGCCUCCUCCCGCCGCCCGCCCGUCUGCCCGCGGCGCCUACGGGCUGCGGGGCGGCGGCGGCCGGCCCCUGUGCCGGGGGCUGCGUGGGCUCCCGGCUCCCCGAGCGCCCGCCGGGCUCCGCGCUCCGCUCCGGCCCUGCCGCGCUCCGGCAUCGCCGCUCGGGCGCUCCCCGGAGUGUGGGCACAGUGCCUGCCAUGUUUUGCUGCCGCACAGCCCGCCUUCCUGCCAUGGCUUCCCGCCUUCUGGCGCGGGCAGGCUCCCGGCAGGGUUUGCCGCUGGCUCCCGGCGAGCCCCGUGUCCCCGCUGCUUCCCCUUCUGCACUGGCGCUCCGCCGUGGCCGGCCAGCUGUUGUCAUUGCACACCUGCCUGCAGGCGUGUCCCUGCGCCUUUGCUUUGGCGUAUGUACGACCUCCGACUGUCAUCCACCCUUCCUUUUGCGCCCUAGAGGUCACACGGCUGUAUACAGUGCUGGCCCAUGGUCCUGUGUGCCUCUGCGGUUUUAUCUGUGCAUACAGAUACCCCAUCUUCUCGUUCUAUACCUUCGCUUUGAUGUAGAGCAGACAGGACACUGUCAGCCUCUCUGUGUCAUCAUUCUAUACUUUAUAUCAGUAGGAGAUGAGAGCACAUCUAUAAAUUACAAGCCUACGCUGUUGCUCUAACUUUUCCGGUACUGUAUGCUAUUGCUGAUAACUUUUUCUUUCCUUUCACUGUGCCAGGGCAUUCACAUCUACUGAAAUAACUCCUAUGGCAUACAUUACCCUGACCCUGUUCUUAACAUGUGUCUCUAAUACUUCUUUGUAACCACUUACACCCUUCAUAUAUGACUUUAUUAUAGCUAAUAAUCAUUCUUCUGCCUGAAAUUACAUAGUUCCUUAGUAUGUCUUUUGUGUGUGUACAUUCAAAUGGUUGUAUACAACUUACUAAUCAAUGGUCUAUUCUAAAAUACACGUUCUUUACUCAAGUAUGCCUUCUUAGUGUAUGCUUUAUUUCUUGUUACGCUUAAGCUUCCAUUGCAGACCUAUUUUUAUACCCUUCCAUUGCCCCCAAAUAUGUUGUCUGCCCCUGUAGAAUAAUACAGGCAUCCUGUCUCUGAGUUUGUUUACUAAACAUACUUAAUAUAUCUGCUGGUCACUUUUCUCACAGUUUGUUCCAUCAUAUUUUUUAUGGUUCUAAUCCAAACAGUGCUCUAUCAGAACAUAUCUAGCUCUGGUUUAGUCAUACAUGUGCUUUAUUUCUUCUGUCAGAUGUGUAAAUAUGCUUUUAUAUGCAUUGUUUACAUGAAUUUUUCCUCUCUCUCUAUGCUUUAAAUAUUAGGCGGUAUAUCCCAUUACUGAUUGCCUAGGCCUCAAAAACUAAUUUCUUGCCUUUUCUUCUACAUCUCCCUUCUUGCAUAAUUAAGUCUUGUGUUAUUUUGAGAAAUUAGGCUUAAAAUUCUUCAGCUAUUUGCAUGAAAAUCAUGCCAUACAUUCAUGACUUCUUAAUUAAGUGUGUUGCCAUUUGUGUGUUGUUGUGUUAUGUGUCUGUUUUGUUAUCUUCCAAAACUAUCUGCAUCCUCAAUCUUGUUUUUUUUUAGUCCUUUUUCCAGCUUGAGAUUUUGGUAUUUCAUCUUACAUAUUUUCCUGCUCUGCCAGCUCAAUCUGACCAGAUCUGGACCAUCCAUCUUUUCCAAAUUCACUGUUAUGCCAUUAUCACCAUAUGUACACAGCAUUCUCAUUUCAAAUGCAAACUCCAAAAGCUUCCCUUUCAAAGCACUAUGCGCUUUUGUUGCUCUGUACCUCUGCGCUCUCCUCCUUUCCUCAAGGUGAAAAUAGCUUUCCAAAAUCUUCACCUCCACACAACCUCUGCAACAUUACCCACCUGAAAACUACAAGUGAAACGCUUCUUGGUUUUGUGUUCUUUCUGACCCCUUCACAGUCUUAAAUACAAGUAGUUUGUAAAGCUUCUUGUUGCUGGUUUACAGGUUUUCUAAGUACAAGUCUUAAAAUAGCUCUGCCUCAGCCUGUUUUGUUUGUGUGUUCAUUCAGCGCAUUAGCCUGAACUGCAUUAGCUGUCUGGUUUGAUCACACAGAGUGCUGAGUGCUGCUGUGACGGUGCCAAGGGCCCUCAACUCGAGUUGCCUUUCAGGACUGCAGGAUCGUAACACUCGUUGAUCUGGACAUAGGGUUAGGCCGAAUUUUCAAGAGGAUUACUGCAAGUUUCUCAUGUGGUUUACACAGCUGGGUGGCUUUUAAGGGGUGUUGGUUUUCAGAACUUCUGAACGAUUAGACGUUGAUGCAGUAUUUUUCAGAGUAAGCCUCCUAAUUCACUAAAGACUUCUAAGAACAAAAUAUCAUCAUCCUUUUCCAUGAAUUCAAAAAGUGCAUUUGUGUUGAAAUGUCAGUGCUUUUAUUGGUCAGUUUCUAGCAAUAAUUAAAAUUAGCAUUUGUUCAUGUUUUGAAGAUGAGCAACGCUCAGUACCCAGGGGAAGUUUAUAAACAAGAGAAAUAUGUUAAAUGAUUUUUCAUUUAGAAUGCCGUGGCAGUGGUAGGAAGUUACAAUAUACCAUCAAACCCCUAGAUUAAAUUAUUAGUGACAGGUGCACACAAAGAAUAAAUGCAAAGUUUAUCUGCUUUGAAAACAAUAGUGUGACUCAACUUGUUAUGCAACACAUGUGCUUUGUUGCAAUUUGAUAACUGUGCAAAGCAUGGUGAAAACAGAAUAAUAGUGGUUCAGUUACUUUCUGGAAGAUCUCAGCUGAAAAAUAUUCAUGAAAACUAUUCAUGGCCCUGUCCUAACUUUGAAUUAGAAGAUGAACUAAACAAAUGUUUUAGUAGUCACAGUGACAGUGAUUGCUUGGUUAACAUGUCACCUCCUAGUGAUUUCCAAACCUGUUUACAGCCUUGGACCUCCUCUGUGUAGGUUUUAGAUGGAGACUUCUGCCUGUGAGCCAGACAGCCUCGUGUGAGACUUUUGCAAGUAUUGAAUUCAUGUAUUCACUCUGGAUGCAGCAGGACUGCUUAUGGCUUGUAAUAUAACUGGGAAGAACAGCUACUAAAUGUGUGUAUACAUACAGCAAAAGAUUCCCAAACUGCAAUACAGGGGUUUUUUUACCCCCUCUGAGAUAAGUGGAAUAGUUUUCUUUAAAACAAAACUUUUAAGACAUCUGCAGUUGCAAGCCCACAUCAAAUUGCUUGUAAUUGGGCUUUAGUCUCACAAAAUAGUGACUUGGAGUAAAGAUAUACACUCUAACACCAGUGUUCACAAUUAUUUUUGUGUUAUCCUUCAAGCUUGUUUGUAUUACAGAACUCCGUUUUGAAGUGAGCUGUUUGAUUAAUAAAAGAGGAAUAUUUUAUUAGGCUUGAUAGAGCCUGUGUCUUCUCCUUGGUGGGCUGGUUCACAGUGUUACAUCAUGAAUGGACACUCUCAGAUCAGAAUUUUUGCCUAAAUUUUUUGCUGGUUACAUGAUCUAGGUUUUACAGCAAACUGAGUGGGUAGGCUGCUGAAAGCAGGGUGCUGCUUACUUUUCUUCUUUUCUGUAGUGUAGGUGACCAAAUGCAGGUUUGGUAGCUACAACUUGCAUUUUUAAAAACUGAGUUGAGGCGUAAGUGCAGUGUGGAAAGCAGAUGUGGAAAAAGGUUAAAGGUCGUUUCCUUCCUCUUUUCUGAUUUUGUCUUUUUGGCUGGCAGGGUUGUGUCAGUCACAGCUUCAGUACUUAAAGCCUUUUGUGUUACAUGCACGAGCUCAUCAGAAGGUAUUUGUAUGAGCAGGUUUUCAGGCAUUUAUGGGAUUACUUCUAAUGGUUUCUGGUGCUUGUAUGAAUUUGGGGAGGGAAGGUCUGUGUUCAUCAAGAUCUCUCAUUUCUCCUAAUGCAGACUAAAGGGAGAGAGGGAAAGAUGGCGAAAUGUAACAGGUGCUGUCUUCUCAUUCUGGUGGCAGAAGAUGCUCACAGCCCCACUUUCCAAGUAUCAAACAAAGACACUUCUUCAGAAGCUGCCAAAGUAGAGUUUGGGGGGUGGGUCUUAGCCCCAGUGGAAAUGAUGGUGAAGCUAUAAAUCCAGAGGGGCAACUAGCUGUGGGGCUGCUAUAGUGCUGGUGACUAUGGGUCAUUGAGGAACACAAUUUUUAGCCAGUGUUGCACGUAUUUGGGUAUAUGAAAAGUUGUUUUAGAGCCUGCUGGGGCUGAUAGGCCCAGUCAGAGACCUACCUCUUUGAAAGGGACAGUGUCUGUGAAAGGGACAGUCUCUGACUGUUCUGAACUUCUAUGGGAGACUCAGAACAACUCUCCCAGCUGACAAACUAUUAAAAUGUCUCUUCUUUUAUAUAGUGGUUUAUUAAGAUUUAUUGCUGAGGAAAUUUUGAUGCUUGUGUUUCAUAACUUCUGAGUAUUUACUUGCAAUUCUGACAUUCUUUUGGGAUAGUUUUUUGUACAUGGUUUGCAUUGACAGCCAGGGAGAAGAGGGCAUGAGAGGAAAGGUGAGUGUCUGCAUUUAUAUUGGCUCAGAAAGAUCCAGAUGAGAAGCUGAGCAGCAGGAGAGAGGUCAGUGGAGAAGAGAGAUUUGUGAGUCAGUAAAGCUGUGUAAGGGAAUGAGGUCGAUCUGGAAUAAGGUUAAGAGGGUAGAAGGAGGUUUUUAAGUGGCAGCAAGAACACAUGGUGAUAUGGUGAGGAAUGGCAGAGAAGGAAGGUGCUCUGAGUGUGUUGUACUAGAAAACUCAAGAUGAUAGGAGACUACAGAAAGGCAGGGAAGACACGAGCAUAAAAAAAGGCAUUUUCUAAAAGAAGAUGUAGGAGCGCCUGUUGCCAUUGAGAAAGUCUGCUCAUCAGUUAAAGUGAGGGAGAGAAGGGUGUGGCAAAGGGCAAAAUACAGAAAUGGGGUGUGUUAAAGCUCUAACAGACCAUUGUAGAAUUUUUUUCUUGGUUGCAUUUAGUAAUUUAGUGUCCUACUGAGACGAAAAGCUUCUUAACUACAUCUUUACCUUUCCAUAAGGGGACUUCUGAUGUGAAGACUUUUUUAGACCCGUUUAACUUCUUAACUAUUUUUAAGACUACUUGCACUUCCUUGACAUCUAAAGCAUUUGUGGUAUAACCAUGUAGAGAAAAUAGUCUGUUAUCAAAAGUCUGUUCCAUUGUUCCAGAAAAUGGAAAUGAGGAUGGGUUGUCCAAAAUGUUGAAUACCAGUUCUUGCAUUUUGACAUAGGUCACUUUAGGUGACUGUGAUAAAGGAACACAUCAUAGAAGCUGCUCUAAUGAGUUGCAGUGAAACAACCCUCAGUGUGUGUUCAUACUUGUGUACAAGUGGGGUUUGUGUAUAGCAUGUUUGGAGCUGAGGGAAGUGAUCGUAUGUUUUAGAUAGUCUUAUAUCUGUGUUCUUAUAUGGGCCCUUAUGGAAAAAUGAAAAUAUUCACGUCCUAAUGUUGUGAUCUAAAUUGUGCACGAUAUACAAUGGAAUUUUACCAAAAGAGAAGCAGGGUAGAGUGUGGGUGGGCAAUGGUGCAGGUUAGUGAGGGGUGCCUGUUGCAUGUGUGCUUUGCUCUUGUCCAGUUUGAUGGAAUUUGGGAGCAGGCUGAAAUAUGGGCUGCUGGCAUGGUAGGUAUGAGAAGGAUGACAAGGAUUAAGCAAGGUUGAAGUCAUGCAAUAUCUGAAGGGCAGCAGGAGUACAUCAGUUGAUGUAUGAAUAAAGUAAAAGCAGCACAAAGUUGAAUAACAUCUGAGGGGCACAAAGAGGAAAUUUUCAUUUCCUUAAUUUUAGUUAUGUUUUUCUUCACAAAUUCUUACUGCAAUGUGCAGUGUGUUGUUUGUAAAAACAUGUGAAAUGGAUGGCAUUGCCAAGUUCUAUCAGACAUGAGUUUACUGUGAAGGGGGCAGUGGUAGGACCUCUGUGGUACCUAACCCAUGGUCUCUGUCACAAGGUUGAGGAGUUUUAGUAGAGCUGUGCAGUUUCCCCCUUGCUUCUCUGCGUCUUUAUCUCUGUAUUCUGUGUUAUUCCAUACUUGCUAUGUAGUUGCUAAUAUGUAUUUUCUUUGGAUUUUUUUUUUUAGCUUUUAAAUGAGAACGUGAAACAGAGUUGGGUACUAUCACAGCUUCUUUGUAAGCAGUAUGAGCAUUGCAGGUUGCAGGCUUGGGUGACACUUCAUGAAUAAACUUCAUUCUUGUGGUACAGACUGAAAAAGCGCUUGCCCUGAAAUGGACACCUUUGGGUAUAGCUACAAAGAGGCUGGAAGAAAUUAUAAAAGCAUAAAAAAAAAGGAUAUGUAUGGUUAAAAAAAAAAAAAAGGCAGGGGGUGCUGGGAGACUCAAGAAAGGGGGAGGAGGCUGCAGUGAUGCAAAUUAUAUUUCAAGGUGUACCUGUGUCUGAGGUUCACUAUGGGAGGGAGCAGAAUUAUAGGUCCUCUCCACUUUUUGAAUGCUCAGGUUGCUCAAGGGACUUAAAAUAGUCACAGUAAACUUUAAUGUCUCUGAAAUAGCCAGAAAAUCUCGCAGGUUAUGGGCUCAUGUUCAUGAGAUACAUUUUCAAGUCAAUUUUGAUAAGUGAUAGUUAAUUCUGAAGAAAACUGUAAUAAAACUUGCUUCUGAAUUUUUAUAUUAAGUCUGAUGUUGAAUGUUCUGAACACAGAGUUCAAGAUGCAGUAAAUACAUGAGGAAUGCAUUGUUUUCACCUCUGCCCUAAUGCAGAGCAAUAUUCUGCAAUAACCUAUCAUGGGUUUUGUGUUGGAAUGGGGCUGAUGUAUGUUACACUUCCUAGAAAUAUUAUGCAGAGGUUUUCAAAACAUUCUGUUUUAACGUUACUGAAGUAUCCAAGAGUUUCACAACAUCUAAUUGCAUGGAACAUCUUGGCUCAGAACUCAUCUAAACAGAACUUUAUGGGCAGGGUUAUAAUGUCAUCUGGGAAAAAAAAAUCGUUACCCUUUUUUAACCUGUUGAAAUUAUUUCAUCCAUUUUUUGUCUCCUUGUGAAAAUGGUAAACAGACAUUUCUUAAAGCAAGGAGGUUUUUUUCUUCCCAUACUGUAUUCCUGAUACUUGCUUCUGGGUCUUGGCUCUUUAGUAUGCACAUCAAGGUCUUUCCCUGAGGAUUUUUAGUCUAUUCAUGCAAUGAAAGUGAAACAUGCGAUGCUUUUCUUCUCGUGAUUUUUGUCUACAACUGCCAGAGUGUUUUGUCCUAGGAACAUCUCAUUCAAAUUGUUGUGGUUGCUACAUCUGACUGCUAUUGUACAUGCAGAAGCUUUGUCCCUGGAUAUACUGCCUUCACAACAGCAGUUACUGUGUAUGCCUGAAUGAUUCCGACUAUAUUCACUGCUCUCAGAAGACAUAAGCAUGAAAGAACAUGCUGCACUUUAGGGACAGGAAUGAAGGACUUCAAGGACUCCUAAAAUUGCUUAUGCUCCUAAGGUUCUCAUGAAAUCAUAUCCUGAGCCUUGCUGCAGAAACAUCCCUGCCUAGUUAAAUGUGGACUUGAUGUCAUGAUUAUAUGUUACUGUCUGUCAGUGGCAGCUCUGACUUAAAAGCUUGAUGUCCUCCACCUUGACUCACAGUCUUUCUUUCCACCUUGAUAGUUCAUUGGUCUGCUGGUUAACUUUCUGGCUUUCCUGUAGCUGUGUUAAACCAUAAUUAUCUGAUUUAAAAUCUAGUGCCUUUUUCAUGCCUGAAUUUCACAGAUCUGGCACAAAGAACAGCCACCAAGAUGGACCUUGAUUACUGAAAUAUUUUUCUUUACAUAUUAGGAGUUUUUGCGAUGGUGGUAUUGCUGGUAACUUAAGAAAGAAGGAUUGAUUCUUGCCAUAAUCAGUCAUGUAAACAGCACCCAAUAUUCUCAUAUUGCAGGCUGUUAAAUUAAUGAAAUGGGAAAGGAAAAGUUUAUUAUAACUCAGUUCUGUCAUGAAUAGAAGUUAGCCAGAUGUAAACCUGCUACUUUUCUCUGACAUUUUGACACAGAAAGUUCUAUUUGGUUGUGUCAUCCUUGACUGUUUCUUUUGCUUUUUAUUGUUUCAGGUUAUUACCCAUAAACUUGGAAUUUAGCAACCAAAUACACAAUUUGCUCUGAAAACUUAGUGGUUUUGGUGGUGGGAGAAACCAUCCUGUGUACUCUUAAGCUUUGUGUAGACUACUGUUGAUGCUGAGGAAAAUGCAGAAAGCAUCCAGUAAAAAGGAGAUAAUGAAAAUGAUAAAAGGGUUUGGAUGGUUAUUCAGCUGGCUUCCUGCCUGGUGUCCCACAUCGCUGCUACACCUUAAAGAGGCUGAGGACAAAAUGCUAAAAUGUAUCGCAAGCAUAUACAAUAAACGAUACGUGUAUAUUUCUAAUGGAAAUAAAAUAUGGACACUGACGUUCUCUCCAGACCUUUCAAAUAAAACUCCACUUGUUCUCCUGCAUGGGUUUGGAGGAGGUGUUGGACUGUGGGCUCUCAACUUUGAAGAUCUCUGUGAAAACAGGACCGUUCAUGCUUUCGACCUCUUGGGAUUUGGACGUAGCAGUAGACCACACUUUGACACUGAUGCUCGGGAAGCAGAAAAUCAGUUUGUGGAAUCCAUAGAAGAAUGGAGAAGGGAGGUGGGGCUAGAAAAAAUGAUUUUGCUUGGACACAAUCUAGGCGGAUUCCUGGCUGCUGCUUACUCCUUAAAAUAUCCAUCAAGGGUCAAGCAUCUUAUCUUAGUGGAGCCAUGGGGUUUUCCAGAGAGGCCUGACAAUGCUGAACACGAAAGACCAAUUCCAAUCUGGAUCAAAGCACUAGGAGCUAUAUUGAGUCCAUUUAAUCCAUUAGCUGGGCUAAGAAUAGCAGGACCCUUUGGAUUAAGCCUUGUUCAACGUUUAAGACCAGAUUUCAAGCGAAAAUAUUCAUCAAUGUUUGAUGAUAACACUGUGGCUGAAUAUAUCUAUCACUGCAAUGUACAGUCACCCAGUGGUGAAACAGCUUUCAAGAACAUGACAAUUCCUUAUGGAUGGGCAAAAAGGCCAAUGCUGCAAAGGAUUUCACAAAUGGAUCAAGACAUUCCUAUCACGGUGGUCUAUGGAGCACGUUCAUGUAUAGAUGGCAAUUCUGGCAGCACUAUCCAGUCUCUGAGACCAAAUUCCUAUGUGAAGACAAUAGCUAUCCUCGGUGCGGGUCAUUACGUGUACGCUGAUCAACCUGAAGACUUCAAUGGGAAAGUGAAAGACAUCUGUGACUCUGUGGACUGAAUGUCCUCUGUUCUUUAGAAAGUCAUACCGUAGAUAGCAUUUAAUGGCAAUACUCUCUAGGAAAUCACUAAAGAAUGCAGAGCUAAUGGAACAGGCUCUGUUUGCACACUGUUUCUUCUAAGAAGCCAUUUGCACACUUAAACCACUGAGUGCCUAUUUUUGGGGGGAAUGAAGAGGUUUGAAGCUAACUUUGUACAGCUUUUUUUUUUUUUUUUUUUUAAUUGUCCUGUCAGAUACAAAAUUACAUGUAACUUUUGAAACUGGAAUUUUCUUCAAAAUUGAAUUGAACUUUGCACGUGUUGAACUCUCUAAAAAUGCUGAAUUCUCCAACAUGGAGAACUGUAUCAAUAGAGAUACAAUGAACAAAAUGCAAUUUGUUUUCUUUAUGAGCGUUCGUACCUCUUAGCUGAUGUUUCAUAGCAAGAAUAUGAAACUGCAUAUGUUGGUUUUUUUUUUUUGGAACCCAGAACUCCAUAUACAAUAUUUUAAGAGGGUUUUUUUUUUUAAUUGGAAUGGUAACAGCUUAUGAAACUCAUUUUGGGAAAGGGAUGGGGCCAAAAUAAUGAGCAAUGUGUGUCACUGAAAUAUGUUUGUUAGUUUAUAAGAAAUUGAGGCUCAGUUUUGGGAAAUCCAUCUUCUGUUGGAUUUUAUUUCCAUUUAUCUCAAGGCAUCCUUUUCCAUCUGUGCAACUUCUACGGAAGACUCGGUUUGUAAGAGUCGAUGAUGUCACCAGCACUCAUGCUUCCAUAAAUAUUUUUAUGUGCAGAUUUCUGUGAUUUAAAAUACAGAAGAUGGCUUGUUAGUUACUCCACCUAUUUUUAACACUUUACUGCAAGAUUUGUUACUAGUCUAAAUCUAACAGUUGUGGGUAAGCUGAUAAGAUUUCGAUUAGGGCUAGGAGAUAUCCACCUGGAUAGUGAGCCUAUUUCCCAUUUUCUUUCAGUGGAAAGCCUAGUCCAUAUUUUAGUGAAUUUGAGCUGAAGGAGAGGCAGAGGCAGAAUAUUGAUGUUCUCUAAAUGGGAACUACUGCAGCUUAAUGUAUUUUAUUUAACAUUCAGCCUCCUUAUAGGAAGGAUUAUUAUUGGAAUGAACAAUACCACUGUAAUGAAUUACAAUUACAUGUUUUGGAGAGUCUUUAUAUAUUUUAAUUGAGUAUUUCAAUAUCAGAGAUAGUCCAGUCUCUGCUACUUUUUGAAUUAUAGUUCCAUGUUACUACUUCACAUGUCUAGUAAAUUAUAUUAAGAAAAAUACUUUGUCACUUUAAAGCCAAAUAAUGUGGUGGUUUGUUUUUUAAAAAGUUUACAUAAAACUAUUGAUCUGUUUUUGAAUAUUCAAUUGACUACUGAAGAGUUUGUGAUACUUUUAUACAAAGAGAAUUUGAAUUAAUGAUAGCACCGUCUUAAAGCUUGAAUUAUGUGCAUUUUUUUAUCAAAUUAAGGAAAUGCUGCACAUAGUUAUGAUGUGGAAGGGAAAGAUACCUAAAAUAUUCAGGACAUAAUGUGAUUAUGUUCCCCAGCAGAACAUGGUCUCUCUUACUGAAGGAGAUAUUUAUCUGUACGGUGCUAUGUAAACAUCAAACAGUUUUUGUGACUGCCUUGACUGGUAGCACUUCAUAUCUAGCAAGAUAAAUAUUUUAAUUAAAAAUAAAUAUUGAAUUAAAUUAAUUUUUCAAUUAGCAGAUUCAAUUGCCAGAACUGCAAAACAAAAUUUUGAGUUAUUUGCUAAAAUCUUGAAAAUAGAAAAUCAGAAUUAUCAAUUAUCAAUUCCAUUUUUUAAUAUAAGCUACAAAUUAUCAGUCAUGCCACCAUUUAGGUGGAUGCCUUCAGCAUGUUGGUUAUUUUUCACCCUUUUCAGUGUCUUAUUUUGUAUUUAUCAAUUUAAACAGCUGUUUUAGUUGUGCAUAAAAACCGAAUGCAAAAAUAAAUUUUGAGUCUCCUCCAAAUAAUAAAAGGUUAAACAAAUUAUUGGAAUUUUUAGAUAGCACUUACUGAUGGGAAUUGUAGAUUCCACAUCAAAAGUUGGAAGUAGGGAUAAAAAUUGCACACUGGAUGUGAAUAUUGUUUUAAAUAUACCUUGCUUUUUCAGCUUAUUGUACUAAUAAGACUUAUUGGUUAUGUUUUGCACAAUAAAAAAUGUUUCUUUAAUGUUAUAUUUUAUUAAUGUUAAGACAUUGUAUUACUUUUUUUUAAAAAAUUAUGUGCAAUUAAGCCCUGGGAAUCAAAUUAUUAGUAAGUUGAGGUAAAUGAUCCAAAUUAAAAUUAAUGCUUAUUUUCAAAUGUCUCAAUGUUCUUAGGUUUCCUUGUAUUUAACUGAAGCUACUUUAUCAAGUAGCUGCUUGUUUGUAUAUAUAAGGGAAAGGAUUCUGUGUUAUCUUCCAGGAAGUAUUAGAUGCUACUGUGAAGGUCAAGAUGGAAUGCUGAAUGUCCUACUGUGUGCAACAUAAUCUGAUCAAAUUACUUUAAUAAAUGUCAUAGGAGGUGCUGAACAGAAAAUUAAUGGCUGAAAAGACUUGGGAGCUAGACCUUUUGUGAGCAAUUACUGCCUGGAAAUAAUCUCAGUUUCUCCAGAAGUUCUGUUUCAGUGCAGUGACCAGUUGCUUAAAUGUGCUGUGGUGAGCACUGAAUGCUGAUGAUGCUGUUUUUAUUACAGCACUAUAAAAUAAGACAAGAGUAACAGGCAUAAAGGCACCCAAAGAUCUAUCCCAUUCUAACAUCAAAAUGAAGACAGCUGUGUACCAGAGGCUAGAGCCUAACAAAAAGAAUCCAAAAUAUUAAUAAAAAUCCAAGAUAAACGGGACACACUCUUCCUGAAGUUGUUGUGAUAAAAUUUAUUUAAAGUAACUUAGUAAUAUUUUGUUUGCCAUGGCUGAGUUCAUCUUGUUACUUAUUGAACCCUGCCAGAUUAGAUUUUAGUUCUGAAAAACUGAUUUUCGGAGAACUUGUUGAUAAGAUUCUAUAAUAAAAUAUUUGCAACCAUCACAA
This is a messenger RNA of Motacilla alba alba, 12209 nucleotides long. RefSeq names its product abhydrolase domain containing 5, lysophosphatidic acid acyltransferase (gene ABHD5). Gene Ontology annotation, cellular component: lipid droplet. The coding region runs from base 8167 to 9228 and encodes 353 amino acids. Lineage: Eukaryota; Metazoa; Chordata; Aves; Passeriformes; Motacillidae. The transcript is spliced from 7 exons. Gene Ontology annotation, biological process: positive regulation of triglyceride catabolic process; negative regulation of triglyceride storage. The record is from RefSeq and is a predicted model, not a curated record.